Pseudozyma flocculosa PF-1 is the source of this 2169-nucleotide messenger RNA. RefSeq lists its product as uncharacterized. Lineage: Eukaryota; Fungi; Basidiomycota; Ustilaginomycetes; Ustilaginales; Ustilaginaceae. Gene Ontology annotation, molecular function: RNA polymerase II cis-regulatory region sequence-specific DNA binding; DNA-binding transcription factor activity, RNA polymerase II-specific. The record is from RefSeq and is a predicted model, not a curated record. The coding region runs from base 1 to 2169 and encodes 722 amino acids. Gene Ontology annotation, biological process: regulation of transcription by RNA polymerase II; cell differentiation. The transcript has 3 exons.
AUGUUUGCGCCAGCGCCCGUCCGACUCGAGCCGUCAUCUUACUCCCACGCCGCCGCCGCCGCCGCCGCCGCCGACAACACCUCUGGGAUCAGCAGCGGCAGUCAGCGCUCCGACAACCAGCUCGCCUCGGUCAACCUCUCCUUUCCGCCCAUCGCCAGCCUGUCCGAGACCAUGAACCACGCCUACGGUGGGCGAGGCGGCGGAAUGUCUUCGUCGGAAGGUUCCGCCGGCUGGAGCCGAUCCCAGGACGACCGCGGGGCCUCGCUGUUUGCCACGCCUCGCGCCGUCGCGGCUGCCGACCCCGGUCGCCUUCUGCCGCCCGCCAGCAGCCUGGUUUCGGGUGCCGGUAGCAACGGCGGCAGCACCGCCGUUGGCCCCUCUGCAGCGGGCGUCGGCCAGUACCCGCCCUCUUCUUCGGGUGCCUCGGAAUCGCUGCCACCCCUGCUCUACAACAACGGCUACGCCGCGGCGACGUCAGACUCGAACCUCGGCGGCGGUGGCGGCGGCGGCGUGGGCCGCUCGUUCUCGGUCGAGUCGCUGACUUCGCCGGCGUCGGACCAGCAGCCGUUCCUCUCCUCGGCUUCGACGUCCAAUCCCAACGACGAGGCCUACCCGGUCGGCUACCAACAGCACAGCGCUCAGCAUGCCCAUCACCACCACCAUGGUCGAUCCUUCACCACCCCGAGCUAUUCGAUGCAUCCUGGCCGUGCCGCCGAGGCAGCCGGAGGCUCGACGCACCUGUCUACCAAUCCCCUCUACUUGCAACCCUACCAGCAGCAGCAGCAGCCCCAGCAGCAGCAACCCCACCAUGCUCCUCCCCAGCAGACGCUGCCGCAUCAGCAGUACCGCGGUCAUCAUCACCAGCAGCUGAGCUACCGUCCCUACGAUGCGCCCAGCUCGUAUCCCCCCAUGGCCGGAUACGGCGGAGGCAGCGUCGUGCACUCCAACGGCAUGCACCCCUACGGCGCCCAUGCCGCCUCGCUCGAGUACCGCUCGCACUACUUCAACCCCUUCGAAGUCAAGCACCGCCGACGCACCACCAAGAGCCAGUUCCAUGUCCUCGAGGGCACGUUCAAAGAGAUCCCCAAGCCCAAUGCCGCGCUCCGCAAGGCGCUCAGCGUGCAGCUCGACAUGCCGCCGCGCGCCGUCCAGAUCUGGUUCCAGAACCGCCGGGCCAAGGCCAAGGCCCUGGCCAAGAAGGAAGCCGCCAGCAAGGAGGCCGCCAACGGCGGCGGCGGCGGCGCAAGCGGCGAGGGAGGCGACCACGGCGAGGCGAGCAACAGCGCCAGCGCCAGCGGCUCUUCAGCGCAGGCGGGCGCCGCGUCGUCAUCGUCGACGUCGCAUGCCGGCAACGACCCGCGCUCCCGCCUGGCGCACUCGCACUCUGACCUCGGCCUCAGCGGCCAUGGCAGCUCGUCGUCGACGGUGUCGGGCUACCACCACAUGGCGCAUGGCAGCGUGUCGUCGAACGCCUCGGACGACGGCCAGGGCCCGUCGCAGGCGCCCUACGGGGCGGGGUCGUCGUCGGACGCCGGCUUCCUGCGCAUGCCCGGGCAGCACACGGCGCGGCCUUCGACCAUGUCGUCGACGACGUCGUCGUCGAUGGCCACGCCCUCGUACUCGGACCGCGGCCGCAGCAACGACGUGCGCGCCAACGAAUUGACGUUUGGCGUCCAGCUCAACCGCUAUCACCACGACGACUCGGGCUUCCCGCAGCCGGCCUCGCACCUCCAGGAGCGGGGCGGCGGCGUCCGCGCCGCACCGUCGGCAUCGACGGCUGACGAGAGGUACAGCCGCCUCGCCUACUCGCCUCAGCAGCACCAGCAGCAGCACCAGCAGCAGCCGCAACACCCCCACCACCACCACCAUCAGCAGCAGCUCCAGCAGCACCAGCAGCACCACCAAGGCGAAAGCGGCAGCUUCUACCCCUCUGGCCUGACCUCUGACCUGUCGGACGCCGCGACGGCGUCGGGCGGGAUGCACGAGCUGCCCGGCUCGGCCAUGACGGCCGCCUCGUCCCUGUUCCCCGACGACUACGCCCAGGACCGGCGCGCCUCGUGUCCCGAGAACGUGGCGAGCAUCUCGGCGGCCAUUGCCAACCCAUCGCCCGACUUUCACCCAACGGAACGAGGGGAACAGCAGCAGCAGCAGCAGCAGCAGCCUUGGUGA